Molecule: messenger RNA, 3518 nt
Organism: Dreissena polymorpha
Lineage: Eukaryota; Metazoa; Mollusca; Bivalvia; Myida; Dreissenidae
Exons: 24
Coding region: 98-3406 (1102 amino acids)
Biological process (GO): proteolysis
Cellular component (GO): membrane
Molecular function (GO): protein binding; zinc ion binding; serine-type endopeptidase activity
Source: RefSeq, a predicted model, not a curated record
CGUGAGUAAACAGCUGCCGUUUCGAUAAGAAAUGAAGAAACCUUUCAUUAUGUAAUGUUCUCUGUUCGGUGGCUAAACGUUCUAGGAAUACCUGGAAAUGUGGAAAGCAGCGCAAUUGAUUGUGUUUGCUCUGAUAUUUGAUCAGGGACAAUCAGCAAUUGACGAUGUGUUCCGACAAGUAAUGGAGAAAAAUGACGGUAAAAAAUAUUCAGACAUGAUGAGGAGUUUACCAUCUGGGGCACAAGCACUUAUUGAUGCAAAUGUAGUGCAGUCAGACUGGUGUCGAUAUAAAAUGAAGGACAGCAACAGAAGGCUGGUUAAGCUAAAUUACGAUAUGGUGAUUGACGAGAGAACAUAUUUUCAGUUGCCGAUCGUUUUACACGAGAUUGGUCACGCCAUUGGUCUGUACCAUGAGCAAAUGAGGGCAGACCGGGACAAUUACCUCACUGUAAAUUAUGAAUACAUUAACCCGGAAAACCACAAGGAAUUUGACAAACUCCCCGCGGGCGAAUAUCUCGAUUUUAACAAGUCGUAUGACUAUCGAAGCAUAAUGCAUUACGGAAAACGUUUUUUCGCCAACCCAAGCGAUGCUAUUUCAAUGGAACCGAUUGAUAAAACGUACUUGGAUAUUAUUGGAGAAGCACAACACCUCAGCUUCCAUGAUGUGCAAAUUGUGAACGCCAUGUAUAAAUGCUCAGAAAAGUGUACUAACGUAGAAUGCCCGAAGGAUGCAUUUGUGGGGAAAAACUGCGAAUGCUUCUGUCAAGGACCUCUAAAAGAACCUGUCCGACGAUGCAAUGACGUGUUCUGUAAAGCCCCGGAUAUUGACUUAUCCAAAAACGGGGUUUACUCAAGCGAAUAUGAAAUACUGAAGAAUUUGUCUGGUAUGCGGUACCCGGACGGAACUGUUCUCAAUGUGGAGAAUCCCCGUUGCUCCGAAAAUGGGACCGACACAUAUACUUGUCAAAGCGACCAAUGGGUUGUGGAUGUUAAUUGCAAACCAGAUCGCUGUGUGUACAACACGUCCCGAUAUGACUUCAAACCGAACAUUACUGCGAACGGAUAUGACCAAACCCCGGAUUACGUAAACUCGGGAACAAUCGUACAUGCAGAGUGCAUCGAACCAAAAGGUAUCCAAGGUUAUAAUUCUACUUGCACAGAUUCCAAUUGGGUUCCAGAAUUGCCGAAUUGCGAUGCAGAAGUUCGUGCUGAGUUGGUUGAUGGACCCAAUAAAUAUUCUGGGCGUGUAGAAAUAAUUAUUGGGAAACAUCGCGGUACCGUAUGUGAUGAUUCGUGGGACAACAAGGAUGCAUCAGUCAUUUGCAGAAUGCUUGGAUACGGUAAUGGGACAGCCUUAAGCCCGGCCUACUUCGGUCAAGGCAGUUCGAGUAUCCUUUUUGAUGACGUGCAGUGUAAUGGUACCGAAACAUCUAUCAUGUCGUGUCGCCAUUCCGGUGUUGGAAUUCAUAACUGUGGUCACCAUGAGGAUGCCGGAGUUAAAUGUACCCCUAAAUGUGGCAAACAUCAAUCUACAGGACAAUACCCCUGGAAAGUGCGUGUGCAAAUACAACGCGAGAAGGCAGUAUCGAUUUGUGGCGGAACCAUCAUUGAUCAACGUUGGAUUCUCAGCACAGCACAUUGUUUUGCAGACAAUGAGACGCUUGGUGCCGUAACAGGCGUCAUUGUGCACGUUGGAUCUCAAGACUUAUCUCGACAGGUGUUAAAAUUCAGACCUGAUCAGAUAAUAUUCCAUCCAAGCUUCAAUUCAACCAGUUAUGAUUAUGACCUUGCACUCUUGCUGAUGAAUGAUAAAAUUGUCAACGAGGAAGUUCAGCAAGCCUGUUUGCCGGAUGAAAGUAUUCUUUACAAUCUUACGGGGCUUAGAUGCCACGUCUCUGGAUGGGCAUUUGACCAAGGAAUUGCGACGGUGCCAUUAGGAGCUGAGGCAGCCAUCAUUGAAGAUGAACUAUGCGUAAAUUUUCACAAAUGUGCUGCUGAGUUAGAGCAUGGUGUUAACGAUUGUAAAAGGGACUCUGCUGGAUCACUGGUUUGUAACAUCGGAGGCCUAUUCUACUUAAUAGGGGCUGCUUCAUUUGGAAAUAAAUGUGGCGAAAAAGGACAUCCGGGUGUUUAUACCAGGGUUACGGCGAUGCUGCCUUGGAUUACAACGAUGCAAAGAUGUAUGUCACCUGACAAGAUUUGUAACCAUGUGAAAGACUGCCCCGGCAAUGAAGAUGAAAAGGGAUGUGAGGCAAGAGUACAGUUGGUUAAUGGUCCUAAUAAAAGAUCUGGACGUGUAGAAAUUAUUAUCGGUACUGAACGAGGUACUGUGUGUGACGAUAAUUGGGACGACAACGACGCCAAAGUCAUCUGCAAAAUGCUCGGAUAUGAUGGUGGGAAAGCGCUGAAUGAAUCCCACUUUGGUCAAGGCAGUUCGAGUAUACUUCUGGAUGAGGUACAUUGUGACGGAACCGAAUCAUCCAUCAUGGCAUGUCGCCAUUCGGGUAUUGGGUUUCAUAACUGUGGGCACCAUGAAGAUGCAUCAGUUGUAUGCAGCACAAAAUGUGGUCGUCGACCUCUGGAACAUUAUUCAAGAAAGAAACGUAUAGCUGGAGGGGAAAAUGCAGAAAAGGGCUUCUAUCCAUGGCAUGCUGGAGUUCGCAUGGAGAUCAUCAGCAGGAGAUCAUCGCAUUUGUGUGGAGGAAUAAUUUUGAACGACCGUUGGAUCCUUAGCGCAGCAAACUGUUUUCGGAACAUACGCAAAGAUGACAUUAUGGUUUAUACCGGUGACCACGACCUUUUGGAAAAGGAUACCUUUGAAGAACAGUUUGAGUUGGAGCACCUUAUUAAACAUCCUAAUUAUAACGAUUCUUCUUAUGAUUUUGACAUUGCCCUGAUGAAGGUGAAACUAAACAAUGGGUAUGGCAUACAGUUUAAUGAUGAAGUACAGCCAGCGUGUCUGCCGGAUGCUAGCAUGUAUUACGAGACUGGGCUCACAUGCCACAUCUCUGGAUGGGGUGUAUGCGAGGACAAAAUCAGAAAUUGUGCUGCUUAUAAAGAGUCCAUUUGCCCAGAACCGUACUGUGCAAAGACUUGCGGGCUAUGUUCAGGUCAGACUGUGCUUAGCGCAGCAGAAGGUCGUUUAAUUGAUGAUGAUGACUGCAAAAGAACACACGGUACAGGGAUAACUCCGAACAUGGUGUGUGCCGGUUAUAUGGAAGGAGGCAUCGAUGCAUGUGCUGGAGACUCAGGCGGACCUCUGGUGUGCAGCGUUGAGGGUCUUUACUACGUGAUGGGCGUAAUAUCAUGGGGAUCAGAAUGUGCUUUACCAGGAUACCCAACUGUCUAUGCAAAGGUGGCGGCUUUUCAGUCCUGGAUUGAGACCACGAUUGCGUCGUAUCCAUAAAUAAAAAACGUCUUCUGCAAAGUGGCUGUACAGCAUUAGUUCUAUUUGAAGACAGAAUGUUCAUAUUGUAACAAAUAUGAAUUAGGUGAUUGCAGAAGCUUAUUUCAGUGUU